AUGGAGAAAAUCGAGUUUCGCGUGGUGAUAAAACAUUGUUUUUUAAUGGGUAAAAACACCGUAGAAGCCCAGCAAAGGCUUGAAAAACAUUACCCGGACUCCUCUCCAUCCAAACCAAUGAUUUGUCGGUGGUAUACUGAGUUUAAACGUGGUCGUACGGACACAAACAAUGCGGAACGUCCGGGUAGGCCAUUGGAAGCCGUUUCACCGGAAAAUGUGAGUGAAGUUUUAAAAAUCAUAAUGAUAAAUCGUAAAGUGAAGGUCCGUGAGAUUGCAGAAAUGACACAGAUAUCAUCUGGAAGCGUAUUUACAAUUCUUCAUGAAAAAUUGAGCAGGAAAAAGGUUUUUCCCCACCCCCCGUAUUUGCCAGAUUUAGCCCCCAACGACUACUGGCUCUUUGCUGAUCUCAAAAAAAUGCUCCAGGGAAGAAAAUUUGGCUCUAAUGAGGAGGUUAUUGCCGAAACUGAAUCCUAUUUGGAAGCAAAGGAUAAAUCCUUUUAUAAACAUGGUAUAGAAAUGUUGGAAAGGCGUUGGAACGAUUGUAUCACUCUAAAAGUAGAUUAUAUUGAUGAACAAAAAUGA
Aethina tumida (small hive beetle) is the source of this 582-nucleotide messenger RNA. RefSeq names its product protein GVQW3-like. Gene Ontology annotation, molecular function: nucleic acid binding. Bases 1 to 582 code for a protein of 193 amino acids. The record is from RefSeq and is a predicted model, not a curated record. The transcript has a single exon. Lineage: Eukaryota; Metazoa; Arthropoda; Insecta; Coleoptera; Nitidulidae.